UGAAAGUGCGCGCGCAAGCUGGCUGCUGAGUGGGUGUGUAUAUAUAAGGUUGGGUGGGUGCGGCUCCCUGCCUGGCUUCCACAGUGUCUUGUGUCAGUGUGUAACAGCUGCGCCUUCAUCACCAUCAAACAUUUAACAAUGGCUGACGACUGGCCCUCAUAUGGUACUGAUGAAAACAAGGAGUACCGCUACAGGAACAUCUCUGGAAAGACACUACACUUCCAGGUGAAGGCCGCCCAUGAUGCCCACAUUGCUUUCACCUCUGCCAGCGAGGAGACUGACCCCAUGCUGGAAGUGUUCAUUGGUGGCUGGGAAGGUGCAGCUUCUGCCAUCAGAUUCAAGAAAACUGACGACUUGGUGAAGGUGGACACACCAGACAUCUUGAGCGAGGAGGAAUUCAGAGAAUUCUGGAUUGCUUUUGACCACGAUGAGGUUCGUGUUGGCAAGGGUGGUGAGUGGGAGCCAUUCAUGCAGGCCCCUAUUCCUGAGCCUUUCCCAAUCACUCAUUAUGGCUACUCCACUGGCUGGGGUGCUAUUGGCUGGUGGCAGUUCCAUGGUGAAAGAAAAUUUGCCACCGAAGAUUGCCUUACCUACAACUAUAUACCAGUAUAUGGCGACACGUUUGAAUUUAGUGUUUCCUGUAGCAACGAUGCCCAUUUAGCAUUAACAUCUGGACCAGAAGAUACUACACCCAUGUACGAAGUAUUCAUUGGUGGCUGGGAGAACCAGCACUCUGCCAUCCGCCUCAAUAAGGGAGAAGACAUGAUUAAAGCAGAUACCCCUGACGUAGUAUGUGCUGAAGAAGCCCGGAAGUUCUGGGUGUCCUUCAAGAAUGGUCGUAUCAGGGUUGGCUACAAGGACACGGAUCCCUUCAUGGAGUGGACAGAUCCAGAACCUUGGAAGGUGACUCACAUUGGCUACUGCACAGGCUGGGGUGCCACAGGAAAGUGGCAGUUUGAAUACUAGGUCCAUAGUGGAAAUUAAACUUCCUCCACAUCUGUCGCGUUAGCUUAAUAAAAGAAUAAAUGGCAA
This is a messenger RNA of Cherax quadricarinatus, 1032 nucleotides long. RefSeq lists its product as uncharacterized. The record is from RefSeq and is a predicted model, not a curated record. Lineage: Eukaryota; Metazoa; Arthropoda; Malacostraca; Decapoda; Parastacidae.